CUUGUCCGACAGACACAGUGGAAUCUCCCCUAGUUUCUUGUCAAACGUUCAUUGCUUCCUGUUUUAUUUAGACAUAGAAAACCUCUUAUUUCAGAAGCUUCACUUCAUAUUGUCCUCUCUCUGCUGGGAUUUUUGCUGUGUGGUAUUUUUAACUUCUGCUGCAUGUUUUGUGGACUUUUCUUCUGCCCGGUGAUCGCUGGUUACUGCUGCUGCCUGUUUCUCUGUCUGACUGACUGGCUGAGCCUCUGCCUGAUCCCAUCGACUUGCUCUGACUCCAGGUUUGGUGGUUUAGUUCUCCUGUUGUUACAGAAACAUGGCUGUGCGGCUCUUUGAAGGCAAAGAUCAUGCAGCUUCUUACCUGCAGUACAGAGUGGCACCACAAGAACUAAUCAGCAAGAUUAUGGACUAUAUGAAGAAAAAGACACAAAAUCAGUUUAAACUUGCAGUGGAUGUGGGCUGUGGCUCAGGACAGGGGACAAUCCUCUUGGCUCCAUACUUCACCACAGUGGUUGGAACAGACAUCAGCCCUGCUCAGCUGGAGGCAGCAUCAGCCAAUAGUAGACCACCGAAUGUCUCAUACAGAGAGUGUCCGGCAGAGGAGCUGCCAUUUGCAGCUGGAGAGGUGGACCUUGUCACAGCCAUGACAGCAGCCCAUUGGUUCGACCGCCCACGGUUCCUCCAGGAGGCUGAUAGGGUGCUUCGAUCUGGAGGCUGCCUGGCCCUCUUGAGCUACUCCUUAAGCAUGACUCUGGAGUACGGGGACGUCUCUGAUGCGCUCAAUGACAUCUGCAAAGAGUUUUACGCUGCCCUGAUUCCUUAUCGAAGUCCUUAUCUGGGACCCAGCUCCAUGAACAUCUAUCUGGACAUGUUUAACUCCUGCACUUACCAGGACAAAGAGUGGAACGAGUGCUUGCAUGUAAAAAGGACCCUGCCACUGAGAGGAUAUAUCGGCAUGGUGAAGACCUUCUCCAACUACCAGAAACUGAAAGAGAAGGACCCUGCUGAGGCUGAACGUCUCUCCAAUGACAUACAGAACAAGUUGCUGUCUGCCAUGAAGGCUUCCUCUCCUGACACCGAGGUUACAAUGGUUGUUCAUUAUUUUUACUGGCUGGCAUGCAAACCUUGAUGUUUCUGGCUAAAUCUUAGACAGAAAAGUUUCUUGGUCUUUUUUUAAAAUAUUUAAUUAAAUUGUUACU
Melanotaenia boesemani (Boeseman's rainbowfish) is the source of this 1196-nucleotide messenger RNA. RefSeq names its product putative methyltransferase DDB_G0268948. Gene Ontology annotation, molecular function: S-adenosylmethionine-dependent methyltransferase activity. The transcript is spliced from 6 exons. The coding region runs from base 314 to 1126 and encodes 270 amino acids. The record is from RefSeq and is a predicted model, not a curated record. Lineage: Eukaryota; Metazoa; Chordata; Actinopteri; Atheriniformes; Melanotaeniidae.